UUAUUUUUUAAUACAAUGUUUAUAAAUUAGGUGGUGGUAGAACACGAGUGAUGAUCAAUCCGUCUACAACCACCAUAACAUCAGAAAGUUCAUCAGAAACCACAACAGUAACAUCCAGAUCAGGAUUGACCUCAGUGGGCUUGGGCGGUGUUGUUUUUAAACCUCCUGGUUAUGUGCCACCUCUGACCACGCCUGAACCAGUCACAGUUAGCACACCAACCAGUCCUGUUGCACCUAUAUCAGCCGAUUUUAGUCUGUCAACGACAUCAGUAGAUGGAAAUCUAAUAUCAGUGUUAAAUGAGAAGGUGAAACAAUUGGAGUCCACCGUUCAACUACAAAAUAGUUUACUUGACAAAUUGUCGACAAAGUUGGAAGUGGAAAUGGAAAAGCGUAUAGAGAUCGAGAAAGAAAUGAAAAAGAUUAUGGAACUCGUAACAAGAGUUUGACUUAGACAACAGUAUUUCCGUAUAAAUUAAUAGUUAAAAUAAUGAAAAGAUAAUCAAACACGUACUUAAGACCAUUACCAAUUUGUUGCUUUUAGUUUGUUUAUUUCACGAGUAGCCAUGCAUUGAAUAUCAUGAUUACGUUAAUUGUAGGUACAUUUUUAAUCAAUUAGUAUCGGUAUUAAAAAUGUAUUCAAAAAGUCAACGCCAGAACUCUAAUCUCAAUUCUGUGUUCUGUGUCUUCUGGAAAAUUAGUAUUGAUUAUCAUCUUUUGGGGUUACCUAUAUGCAUAUCCUUUGCACAUUUAUUUUUUAUUCUUCUAGUCUUUAGAGUCUAAUAGUUCAUCAUCUUCAUUAAUAUUUUUAAUUAAGUAUUAUUAUAAUUAUUAUUGUAUUCUAAUCAUUCCUUGAAUUUUUUAGUUAAUUUUGAUAAACUAAAUGUGAUAAAAAGUGGCAUUUCUGACAGAAAAUUAUUGAUUCAGUUUUCACGCUAUUACCUCUUACUUCUUAGUACUCAAUAAAAACAAAAUUCUAAAUCUCAUUGGAUAAUCAAUACAAUUUGUAUUCUAUUAUAAUAUCUUAAAAGUAACAUAUAAAGAUAAGUUACUACUUCGACUGUAUCCUGCCACCUGAAUUUAUUUAUUAAAUACAUUUUACAGUGAUUUUUUUACCUACUUUUUUAACAUUCCUUAGAGUUACACACGUUAUUAUUCAUUAUAUCUAAAAAAAAUGUACUUACUCAGAAUUGUUUUUAGUAAUAGUGUACAAUUAGUGUGUUCUGUUAAGUUUCGUUAUGUAUAUUUAGACUGCCAGGAACUAUGGCGUCUAUGGUGUUUGAAAAUCGAUUUAUGGAAAAAUUAAUGUUGAUAAUCGGAUGUUCAGUUGUAAUUUUAUUAAGUGGUUUGCAAAUCGAUAUCCAUUUAUUUACUCUAUUAUAAUAUAAAUUAUAUUUUUAUAUGUUUAUUAAUUAAUUCCCUAGUCCAAUUUUUAUACCGCUAAAUGUUUAAUGUGCUAAAAAAUUAAUUUUUUUAUUUUACACGCAAAUUAUUCAGUCAUGGCUAAACCGUUUACUACCAUUAUUAUGUUAGCCUCUAAUUUUCUAUUUUAUAUGAAUUGUAUUGAUUUUAUAAUAAUUUUAAUAGUUUUUAUUUUAUACUAAUUUAUUUUUAGAAAAUAUUUAGUUUAAUUCUUGUUCAUCGAAUUGUGUACAUAGUAUAAUGUAUUUGAUAGUAUUAAAAUAAAAAAAUUAUGUGCUUAAAAAAUAGGCAAACGACUGAUUUUGCACACAAUAUGCUCUACAUGGCAUCAUGUCAUGUGUUACGAAAUUAAACAUAUUACUCCUCCCCCUCUCCCCCCUAAACGACUGUCCCACAAACGACCAGUAAUAUUUAUUUAGUUAAUUUUUAUAAUGCAUACCUAUAUUUUCAUAAAUAAAAUCUUGUAAUGGCGAUUAUUCAGACAAAUAAUUACAAACAUUUUGUAAAAAUUAUUUUUCAGAAAUGUGAAAUGUCUAUUUAAGCCAAUAAUAAUGUUAUACGAUGAUUUACCAUUGAUUAUUAUAAAUAUUUUUAUCA
Messenger RNA from Acyrthosiphon pisum (pea aphid), 2016 nucleotides. RefSeq lists its product as uncharacterized. The record is from RefSeq and is a predicted model, not a curated record. The transcript has 2 exons. Lineage: Eukaryota; Metazoa; Arthropoda; Insecta; Hemiptera; Aphididae. Bases 51 to 446 code for a protein of 131 amino acids.